Messenger RNA from Dentiscutata erythropus, 158 nucleotides. NCBI's taxonomy places the organism in Eukaryota, Fungi, Glomeromycota, Glomeromycetes, Diversisporales, Gigasporaceae. The record is from the annotation of a GenBank genome assembly.
CUAGUGCAAACGGCACUGACAUUGAAACUCAUAUUGGUGAAUUUGGAAUUUUGACAGCUAUUGCUAUUAUUGAAUUAUUGGCAUUUUCAUCUUUGUUAAAUGUCGCUGCUGACGUUGGAACAUCAGCCACGACAUUAAAUUAUUUACAAUCUAGCUAA